AUGUUUCAGGAUUUUGGAGGAAUGAAAGAUGUGAUUGAUCAAUUGAUUAGGAGUGCUCUUGUGCCGCUGUGCCAUCCGCAACUUCCCCUUCAUCUUGGAGUAAAGCCUGUGACUGAAAUUUUGUUGCACGGCCUACCAGGUUGUGGGAAAACGACACUAGCUCGGGCUAUUACCAAUGAACUUGGAGCUACAUUUAUGAAAUUUUUGCCACUGAAUUGGUAUCCGGCGUCUCAGAGAGAAAUGGAGAAACGCAUUGUAACACAACUAUUUACAUCCAUGGACAAAUCAAAUAGGCCCUUUAAACCCAUUGAGGACAAAGAAACUUCUGAAAUCUUUGAUUGUGGAAGUGGCCAUAUUUUAGUAAUUGGAGCAACCAAUAGACCAAACGCCAUUGACCCAGCCUUGAGGAGGCCCGGAAGAUUUGACCAUGAAAUCGCUUUAUACAUUGUAGAUGAAUGUGCAAAAGUUGAAAUACUAUCGGUACUCACAUCCAGUAUGAGGCUUGAAGGAGCCUUUGACUUUUUAAAGAUAGUAAGAGCCACUUCCGAGUUUGUUGGAGCUGACUUUGCAGAACUUGCCAACUGGGCUGGUAAUCUUGCAAUGAAUAGAAUUAUAAACAAGAUAAUAGUUGAACUUUCUGAUGUGGCAAUAGACAAGAAGUGGUGGAAGCAACCAUGGUCAAAAGAAAAAACGGAAAGAUUUACCAUAACUAUGGCUGAUUUCAGGUGA
This is a messenger RNA of Andrographis paniculata, 729 nucleotides long. Its product is annotated as cell division control protein 48 homolog C-like. The record is from RefSeq and is a predicted model, not a curated record. Gene Ontology annotation, cellular component: nucleus. NCBI's taxonomy places the organism in Eukaryota, Viridiplantae, Streptophyta, Magnoliopsida, Lamiales, Acanthaceae. Gene Ontology annotation, molecular function: ATP binding; RNA binding; preribosome binding. Gene Ontology annotation, biological process: ribosome biogenesis. The coding region runs from base 1 to 729 and encodes 242 amino acids. The transcript has 2 exons.